AGCUCUCACUCCCUCGCUCACUCGCUCGCAGGGACACACGCAGGGGCUGACAGCUGUGCUGGUGCUGAUAAGGGAAGCCACAAGGAGACGAUCGAGGAGAGAGACAAGCGGCAGCAGAGGCACAGCAGAGGCAGCACCAGGGCUGCGGAGCUGCUGGGAGUGGGAGUGACUCCCCACCUCGGGCCCCCACCCUGUCCCUGUCCUCCUCCCGCUUGCCCUGAGUUUAGAAGAGCAGCCGCUGCCACCACCGCCACUCCGGAGGGCACCAGGGGUUUGCUGGCCAGGGAGGGACAGGGGCAGGGAGGCUCUGGCUGGUCCCAGAAGCCGGGGACAGAUGCCGAUCGAGAUUGUGUGCAAAAUCAAAUUUGCAGAAGAGGAUGCGAAACCCAAGGAGAAAGAGGCAGGGGAUGAGCAGAGCCUCCUGGGGGCUGCGCGGGGGACAGCAGCCCCCCGGGACCUGGCCACCUUUGCGAGCACCAGCACUCUGCACGGGCUGGGCAGGGCCUGUGGCCCAGGCCCCCAUGGACUUCGCAGAACCCUUUGGGCACUGGCCCUACUCACCUCACUGGCCACCUUCCUGUACCAGGCAGCCGGCCUGGCCCAGGGCUACCUGACCCGGCCUCACCUGGUGGCAAUGGACCCUGCUGCCCCAGCCCCAGUGGCUGGCUUCCCAGCUGUCACCCUCUGCAACAUCAACCGUUUCCGGCAUUCAGCACUCAGCGACGCCGACAUCUUCCACCUGGCCAAUCUGACAGGGCUGCCCCCCAAAGACCGGGAUGGGCACCGUGCCGCUGGCCUUCGCUACCCGGAGCCAGACAUGGUAGACAUCCUCAACCGCACUGGCCACCAGCUUGCUGACAUGCUCAAGAGCUGCAACUUCAGUGGGCAUCACUGCUCCGCCAGCAACUUCUCUGUGGUCUAUACUCGCUAUGGGAAGUGUUAUACCUUCAAUGCAGAUCCACAGAACUGGCUGCCCAGCCGGGCUGGGGGCAUGGGCAGUGGCCUGGAGAUCAUGCUGGACAUCCAGCAGGAGGAGUACCUGCCCAUCUGGAGAGAGACAAAUGAGACAUCAUUUGAGGCCGGCAUCCGAGUGCAGAUCCACAGCCAGGAGGAGCCACCCUAUAUCCACCAGUUGGGCUUUGGUGUGUCCCCAGGCUUCCAGACCUUUGUCUCCUGCCAGGAACAGCGGCUGACCUAUCUGCCCCAGCCCUGGGGCAACUGCCGGGCCGAGAGUGGGCUCCGGGAGCCUGAGCUUCAGGGCUACUCAGCCUACAGUGUGUCUGCCUGCCGGCUGCGCUGUGAAAAGGAGGCUGUACUCCAGCGCUGCCACUGCCGGAUGGUGCACAUGCCAGGCAAUGAGACCAUCUGCCCACCAAAUAUCUACAUCGAAUGUGCCGACCACACCCUGGACUCCCUGGGUGGGGGUUCCGAGGGCCCAUGUUUCUGCCCUACCCCCUGCAACCUGACCCGCUACGGGAAAGAGAUCUCCAUGGUCAGGAUCCCCAACAGGGGCUCAGCCCGGUACCUGGCAAGGAAGUACAACCGCAAUGAGACCUACAUACGGGAGAACUUCCUGGUCCUAGACAUCUUUUUUGAAGCCCUGACCUCUGAGGCCAUGGAGCAGCGAGCAGCCUAUGGCCUAUCAGCCCUGCUGGGAGACCUUGGGGGACAGAUGGGCCUGUUCAUUGGGGCCAGCAUCCUCACACUGCUGGAGAUCCUUGACUACAUCUAUGAGGUGUCCUGGGAUCGACUGAAGAGGGUAUGGCGGCGUCCCAGGACUCCCCUGAGGACCUCCACAGGGGGCAUCUCCACUUUGGGGCUGCAGGAGCUGAAGGAGCAGAGUCCCUGCCCAAGCCGGGGCCAUGCUGAGGGUGGGGGAGCCAGCAGUCUGCUCCCCAACCACCACCACCCACGUGGACCCCCAGGAGGCCUCUUUGAAGACUUUGCCUGCUAGGACAGUGCUGUGUCUGAAAGGACCCAGGAGUCUGGGACCCCUCCCCAUAUCCUCAAUAUAGCCUCCUCCUGCUCCUGGGACAGGCCUGGGGGCAGCCCAGGACUGAGCGGGGGAGGGCGGUGCUCACAAGGAAGGUGGGGACUCGGUUCCUGCUCUUGCUGGCCCAGCGCCAGCUGCUUUGCACAAGGGUCCUUCUUGUCCACACCUCCCCACCCACUGGGCUGGUGCCCAGGGAGGCUGGAGGGGAGGAGAAGAAAGGAGAGACGUGAGAAAGGGGCCCACACCAGCAGGGGUGGAACCCUCUGUAUAUUUGUAUAUAUUUAGGGGGGACAGGGUGGGGGUGGGGGUACAGAUGUAGAAGGCAGGUAGGGCUACCAGGGUGGGUAAUGCCAGCCAGGGUUCCAGCCCUAGAGUGCCACAGGAGAGGGCGAGCCCCUAGGGCUCAGGAGUGCUGGGCUGGUUCCUCUCCAGGCCCAGCUCCCCUUUGGCAGGGGGAGUGGGUGACCCAGCAGGCCUGGCCCCCACCUCCAGUCCCCUCCACAAAGAGCAGGCAGACCUUUCAGACCUUGGCUGAGCUUCGGGGUGGGGAAGGGAGCCUUCUCAGACCUCUCUGCCUCUAGCCUGGUUUUAUAAAGUGCUGACGAAAUUGGGAAUAAAGAGGCAUAAAGAAUUCUCUGUGCAUAUGUGACCAAGCUG
This is a messenger RNA of Manis javanica (Malayan pangolin), 2650 nucleotides long. It is a transcript of the gene ASIC4, whose product is annotated as acid sensing ion channel subunit family member 4. Gene Ontology annotation, biological process: sodium ion transmembrane transport. Gene Ontology annotation, molecular function: ligand-gated sodium channel activity. Lineage: Eukaryota; Metazoa; Chordata; Mammalia; Pholidota; Manidae. Gene Ontology annotation, cellular component: plasma membrane. The record is from RefSeq and is a predicted model, not a curated record.